AUGGUUGAGUUUCCUAAAACAAAGGCCUCUAUAAAGGAGCUGCUUGACUUACUGCGAUGCGAUAACUGCUCCCGGACUCUACAUGAACCAUUUACUACUGGAGUUUGUUCUCACACGCUUUGUCUGGAGUGCUGUAGUACCAGUGUUGCUCCAGCGGGAAGUCGAUCAAAAAAGCACACAGGGAUUAGUAAUAUUUGUCCUCUUUGCUACAUUCCUAUUCGUCCUUGCGAUAUUAAGCCUCAUCCUCAGCUUCACAAUCUUGUUCUUGUUGCUCGACGGCUUGCGAAGCUCCUUGGGAACAAUGAGGUUUCUCAUUCGUCCACUCUAUGUGUUGAGUCGAAAGACGAGGAGUCGCAUGAUAGUAUGGAGUGUUUGAGUUAUGUUGAUUACCAUCACUUUGAAAGUCCGUCACCUUCACAUGCUCAAAAAAGCCAUUUGAGAUCAUUUGACUCGUCAAAUGCUUCACCUACGACUACUGCAGUGCCUCCUCUUGAAUGCUCUACUAGACUCUCUCUCCAACCAGUUGUUGUGCUAACUAGGAGCAUUGAUGCUGAAAGUAUGGUUCCCGCAACGUUAAUGCCGCCACCACCGGCUCCUUGCAAAAAAUCCUCUCAUCGAAGGAGUGGUAUUGCUAGCGAACCCCCGGAAAAAGUCACGCCAAAAUCGAAGACAGAAGUCGAACCGAAGGCACCUUUAGCUUCCCCAGAGCAUUCAGGAAUGGCCGAAACCUUAGUCUUGCCUCUCUCCUUGCACACAUCAUCACUGAAACGGAAAUCUUCGGCUAACAGUGGCAAUGGUGGCCGUGAAGAUCGUAGGUCCGCCUACAGACGUAGAACCAAAGGCAGCGGUGUUGGAGGUGGAGAAGGAACUGAUCUAAAGCUGAAUAGCAAGGGCGAGAGUGCCCUCCACCGAGCUGCCAUUAAGAACAACGUAUCAGAAUUGAAGCGCCUUCUGACCGCCGGUCUCUCGCCAGAUGCUCGCGAUCACGCUGGCUGGACGCCGUUGCAUGAGGCGGCGCUACGUGGACAUGCCGAGGCAGUAGAAUGCCUCCUCACUGACGGCCACGCCACGAUUGAUAUGCCGGGUGGUCCAGAUCUAGAAACAGCUCUUCACGAAGCUGUGUGUAACCAUCAAGUUGAGAUAGUUCGUCUCCUGCUGCGUUACAAUGCCAACCCUACGUUUGCUAAUGGUCAGGGUGUCACGCCGCUACAGAUAUGUGCUGAACAUCUCAUUAAGGCGAAUCAAGCUACCCUCACAAACACUAAGUCUCGCAAGGGGCGGCCACUCAAACAGCAGAACUCUGUUGAAACCUUGAAAGACAUUCAGACCAUUCAAGAUCUUCUUACUGCAGCGGUGACGAAAACUUUGGAAUCGGAAAAGGCGACGCUGACUGUGCCCGACCAUGCCGCUUCCGUUCUCUUUGUUGAACGAAGACGCCUUAGACCUCUCCUCUUGGGUACGGGUCUGAAUCGGAACCAAAAGAACAUGCUGGCUAGAGUGGCGAGUCAAAUCCACGCCAGAGUUGCUGUGAAUAUUUCGGCGGAGGUGACCCAUCUUAUCACAGGUGCACAGAUUACUCCAACGAAAGGUGACAAACAACAAAGAGGAAGGAAAAAGAAGGGGGAAAAGGUUUCGAAGUCUGCAGACGUAGGAAUCACUUGUCCAAGAACGCUUAAAUUCCUAUGUGCUGUGUUGCAGGGCUGCUGGGUUCUCUCUUUUGAUUGGAUCGAGACGUGUGAUGCCAUGAAGAUGCGGGUGGAGGAAGAGGCCUUCGAGGUGACUGGCUGUAGUACCGCUCCUAAUACCUAUGCUUCAAGGCGCGCUAGACGAGCUCGGGAAGCAGGCUCCUCUGGGCUCUUCCAUGGCUAUCGGUUCUGCCUCCUUGGCAGUUUCGCCUACCCAACACCGGACCGAGUUGACCUCUGCAAUCUUUUGACAAGCGGCGGUGCAACCAUCUUCUCCCGCGAUGUCACCUCACCCUCUCGUCUGGCCUACAUCGCGGUGGACGACCCAGCCAUCGCCGAGCUAUGGAUGGUGCAGCAGGGUGAAAGUGCUCAAGAAUCGGAGCCAGGGCCGAAGUCAUUGCCAGCGACUACGAACACUAUCGGUAACGCCUAUGAGGCUACCACAGUGCAUCCACACCAGUUAAUCGCACUCUACGAUCCGCGUACUUCGGGAUUGUUACCUAACACCAGUCCGGCUGACGAGGCGGCAGCAGCAGUUGCAGCAGUGACAAUUGUCGGUCGACCAGAGGAGUUAGUGGGCGCAGCGCUACGAAUGCUGCAGCCGCGAAUGCAAUCCUCCCUCCCCACCUCUGUUAUCGAUUUUCGACCCAUUAUACUGGUGCCUGCUACAUGGAUUAUGGACUGCAUUGCGGCCUAUGCUCUACUUCCACUUCCUACGAUUCCGAAAUGA
Messenger RNA from Hydatigera taeniaeformis, 2415 nucleotides. The record is from the annotation of a GenBank genome assembly. Lineage: Eukaryota; Metazoa; Platyhelminthes; Cestoda; Cyclophyllidea; Taeniidae.